AUGGCACAAGCCUUGCUCACCAAAUGCGGACUAUGGGAUCCUGUAUGGAAGAAAAACCCUACGCAAGUAAGUCCUGAAGAAAUUGUAAAAUAUAAUGAAAAGGACAGUCUAGCUUUGUCCGAAUUAUUACUAAUAAUAGCUCCUUCAGAACUAAAACAAGUGAAGAACUGUAAAACAAGUACUCUCGAAAAUAUUUACGAAAGUGAGGGGUCAGGGGGCGGGGAGCUAGCGGCGAACGUGACGUCAUGGGCGCGGGGAGGUGCGCCCACGCACGGCCCGCCGCGCCCGGCCGCCCGCCCAGCGCCAGUCAGCAAGUGUGGCUCGUGUUGGCUGAACCAUCUUAGGGCCAUCUCCUUUCUUGACGUAGUCCCCGGAAACAACACAUUCACGAUGGCAGAUGAUGAAAAGAGGCGUCUCGAGGAGGCGAAGAAGGCCAAACAGGCCGAAAUCGACCGCAAGCGCGCUGAGGUGCGCAAGCGCAUGGAGGAAGCCUCCAAAGCUAAGAAGGCCAAGAAAGGUUUCAUGACCCCGGAGAGAAAGAAGAAGCUCAGGUUGCUCCUGCGUAAGAAAGCCGCGGAAGAAUUGAAAAAAGAACAGGAACGCAAAGCCGCAGAAAGGAGGCGCAUCAUCGAAGAGAGGUGCGGCAGACCCAAGAACAUCGACGAUGCAAACGAAGAUGCUAUUUCGAGGGUUUGCAAAGAACACCACAGCCGCAUCGCCAAGCUCGAAGAUGAGAAAUUCGAUCUGGAAUACAUCGUAAAGCGAAAAGACAUGGAGAUCGCCGACCUGAACUCCCAAGUGAAUGACCUCAGAGGUAAAUUUGUCAAACCUACCCUGAAGAAGGUUUCCAAAUACGAGAACAAAUUCGCCAAGCUCCAGAAGAAAGCGGCCGAAUUCAACUUCCGUAACCAACUUAAGGUUGUCAAAAAGAAGGAAUUCACCCUCGAAGAAGAAGACAAAGAGAAAAAACCCGACUGGUCCAAGGGCAAACCUGGAGACGCGAAGGUAAAGGAGGAAGAGAUCGAAGCGUGA
Leptosia nina is the source of this 1032-nucleotide messenger RNA. Lineage: Eukaryota; Metazoa; Arthropoda; Insecta; Lepidoptera; Pieridae. The record is from the annotation of a GenBank genome assembly.